Conger conger (European conger) is the source of this 1416-nucleotide messenger RNA. RefSeq names its product ZP domain-containing protein-like. NCBI's taxonomy places the organism in Eukaryota, Metazoa, Chordata, Actinopteri, Anguilliformes, Congridae. Bases 1 to 1146 code for a protein of 381 amino acids. The transcript is spliced from 7 exons. The record is from RefSeq and is a predicted model, not a curated record.
AUGGCUUCCUAUACACUGCUGCUCCUCCUGGCCUCAUGUUGUGGGGCUCUGGCCUCCCAGCACUAUGCCGGAGUCAUGACCUUCACUCCGAAAGGAAAGAAUGCCGAUGGAUCCUUCAGGAGAGUCAACAAGGGCAAUGCCACUGUGAUUUGUACUGAGACCACAAUGAGAGUGGAAGUGGAGAAGGCCUCAAUAAUUGGACUUCAUGAAGAUCACCUGCGUCUCAAUGAUCCAUCCUGCACUCCCACCUCCAACCAAACCCAUGUGAUCGCCACCGUGUCCCUCGGCUCCUGUGGGACAGUACUGGAGGAGGACGCUGACAACCUGAUCUUCAAAAAUGAAAUUAUGUCAUUCGACAACGUUGGUGAUGUCAUUACCAGGAAACACCAGGUGGAGAUUGACUUCGUAUGCUGUUACCCCAAGAAGAGCCGUGUGUAUCUGGAUUUCCAGGCACACAAGAUUCCUUACGUGUUCACAGAAAAAGCAUUUGGAAAGUUCACCUACCAGUUUGAGUUCUUCCACAGUGAGCUGUUCAACACUGCAAUAGACACAGAUCACUACCCUGUAGAUGUGGCACUGAAAGAAGUGCUCUACAUGCAAAUCAAAGCUACUUCCUCUGUUGCCAACACUGUGCUCUUCGUGGAGUCCUGCAGAGCAACCCCCGUUGACGAUCCCGACUAUCACAUUUCCUAUGACAUAAUUUCAAAUGGCUGCAUAUUGGAUGGGACAGUGGUGGUCUAUCCAAGUAACUCCACGGAAUACAGAUUUGGAAUGGAGGCUUUCCAGUUCAUUGGACAACAUGAGCAGGUCUUCAUAUGCUGCUCAGUCAUCCUGUGUGUGGCAGGGGAGCCCGGCACCAGAUGUUCUCAGGGCUGCACCACUCCCACACCCACACCCGCCCCUGUUCUACAUCACCACCACAGGAGGGAUGCUGCCACACAGACUGGGAGACACUCCAUUUCCCAGGGGCCUUUGCGUCUAAAGAAGGCCACAGAAACCACAGUUUCCAACAUGGGCUUGAACAUGAACCUGGUUUUCAUUGCUGCCUUUCUCCUGGUUGUGGUUGUCAUUGUGUGUGGAGCUGUGAUUUAUACAGUAAAGAGGCCAACAUUGAAAUACCAACCACUUCCAUCUACUGACUUCUGAAACACAGUUUUAUAACUCAUUAAACGAAGUGAACACAUUCUAACCAAUCACAUUAAUGCUAAAUGUACCUUUUAUGAAUGAGGAAUGGCCUAAAAUCUUUAAAAUCUUUGCAAACCAUCCUAUAUUCAACCAUUAUGAGCUUGUAUUGUUGUAUUGUAUUGUUCAUCAGAACCUAUCAAUAACUCUGCUGUGACUGUUUAGUUAAAAUUAUUGCACAGUCAUACCACAAUAUUACUGUACUCUUCAGUGACGGGGUGUAUUAUUGUAUUU